AUGACGAUCGGGAAGGCGGGGUUUUCCGCGCCUCUCGCCGGGCGGCGUUACUGGAGCGGGAUCCGGGGCUGCCUGUACUCGGACUUCGGGGUGGGCCUGUACCCGGCGGGCGCCAUGUUCAACCACUCGUGUCGGCCCAACUGCUCGUGGCGCACCAACGGCUCCGGGGAGCUAUGCGUGGUUGCCGUGGAGGACGUUCCUGCCGGCUCCCAGCUGUUCAUCUCCUACGUGGACAUCUUGCAGCCUUGGCCGGUGAGGCAAGACCUCCUCCGCUGCCACUUUUUCUUCGAGUGCGCCUGCCCGCGGUGCUGCCGCAGUCCCCCCGCGCCGCCAAGGAGAGCGGUCCGAAGCGCCGGGAGCAGGACGGGAGGCAGUGGUAGCGGUACGGCGGACCCUUGCAGCGGGGGUGGUUGUUCCAUUGACACGAUCUACGGAGAUAUUCGCGACAGGGAGGAGAUGGUUUCCGGGGCGUGGGUCUGCCCCAAGAGAGGGUGCUGUGGCAAAGGGAGAGUGCUACCGCCGUUGUCGACGGCAGGGAGAGGCGGUGCCGCCGGUGGCGAGGCACAGCUGGGGGGGACGCAGCUUGGAGUAUGGCGACAUAGAGGGGGGGCGCAGCAGGCACGCUGCCGAUGCGUAGACUGCGGGGGCGUUACGGAGGAAGCGUACUUCGACCGAUGGACGGAGCUGCUGCGGGCGAAACAGGCGGCGGCCGACGACGACUUGGCGGGCGGGAGGGUGCGGGAGGGGAGACGGAAGCUCGCCGACCUGCAGGUGAAAUGGGUCCGGCCAGGAGAAAAGAGAGAGGGAGGGAGGGAGGGAGGGAGAGUUAGAGAGAGAUGA
Ectocarpus sp. CCAP 1310/34 is the source of this 840-nucleotide messenger RNA. NCBI's taxonomy places the organism in Eukaryota, Phaeophyceae, Ectocarpales, Ectocarpaceae. The record is from the annotation of a GenBank genome assembly.